Colletotrichum spaethianum is the source of this 1299-nucleotide messenger RNA. RefSeq lists its product as uncharacterized. Lineage: Eukaryota; Fungi; Ascomycota; Sordariomycetes; Glomerellales; Glomerellaceae. The transcript is spliced from 2 exons. The coding region runs from base 1 to 1299 and encodes 432 amino acids. The record is from RefSeq and is a predicted model, not a curated record.
AUGAUGCUCUCCCUCAAGACGGCCCUCACGGCCUUGCUCUUCUUUUCCCCGCUGGUACAGGCUCGCCCGCGAUGUCCCACGCGGGAUGAGAGGGAAUGGGUCACCAUCUGGGGAACCAUGCCCCAGCUCUGCGAGCCAGCCAACUUACCUCCAGCGCCCUUUAACGAGACAGGCCGUGUCUUCCGCGACGCAACCCUUCGCCAAACUGUCAAGGUUUCUCUUGCGGCCUCCACCCUCCGCCUACAGAUCAGCAACGCCUUUGGCGCGUCCGACCUGCCCAUCACCGCCGUCACCAUUGCCCGCACGGCCAAUAACACGGCCGGUACCAGCGGCGUCGACGCCGACUCCCUCCAAGUCGUCACCUUCUCCGGCAGCGGCAGCUUCAUCGUCCCCAACGGCGCCAUCGUCUUCUCGGACCCGAUUGAGCUCUCCGUUGAGGCGCGGUCGAUCGUCUCUGUGACCAUCUACCUCGCCGACGGGCAGACGACCAACAGCAUCACCGCGCACCCGGGCAGCCGGACAACAUCGUUCCUCGUCAACGGUAACCACGUGGCGGACCAGGACCUCGGCGCCAACGCCACCCGGACGGAUCACUGGUAUCUGAUCAGCGCCAUCGAGGCCUGGGUGCCCAAGGGCGCGUCGGCCGUGGCCAUUGUGGGCGACUCCAUCUCCGACGGCCGCGGCUCGACGACGAACGCCAACGACCGCUGGCCCGACCAGCUGCUGGCGCGAAUGCAGAACGAGUCGUCAACACAGAGCAUCGCCAUCGUCAACGAGGCCGCUGGCGGGAACCGCGUGCUGGCCGACGGGCUAGGCCCGAACGGUCUGGGGCGCAUCGACAGGGACGUCAUCGCGCAGUCGGCCGUCAAGUACGCCAUCGUCUUCAUCGGUGUCAACGACAUUGGCACGGCGGCCACCACGGCGGCGGCUCAGCAGGCCGUGGGCGACAGGCUCGUGGCGGCGUACGAUCAGAUGAUUACGCGGCUGCACCGCUUCGGCAUCGCCGUCUUCGGGGCGACGAUCACGCCGUUCACGGGGGAUGGCCAGACGUACUCCGAUCCGGAGAGAGAGAAGACGAGACAGAAGGUGAACGAGUGGAUCCGCAGCAGCGGGCGGUUCGAUGGGCUUGUUGAUUUCGAUAAGGUGGUGAGGGACCCUGCGGCACCGGAGAAGCUCAAGGUCGAGUAUGACACGGGAGAUCAUCUACAUCUCAACCCGGCCGGGUACCAGGCCAUGGCUGCCGGUGUCGAUUUGGCGUUGUUUGAGAAGUUCAAGGAUGGGGUUUGGAGCAUGACAUAG